Messenger RNA from Chiroxiphia lanceolata (lance-tailed manakin), 1454 nucleotides. RefSeq names its product solute carrier family 25 member 34 (gene SLC25A34). NCBI's taxonomy places the organism in Eukaryota, Metazoa, Chordata, Aves, Passeriformes, Pipridae. The record is from RefSeq and is a predicted model, not a curated record. The transcript has 5 exons. The coding region runs from base 413 to 1387 and encodes 324 amino acids.
GCAACGAACCGGCCGGUCCCCGUCCUUGCCCGGGCUGCCCGCGGGCCGGGGGCGGCUGCGUGUGCCCCCCGAAGCCGCUCUCCCCCAGCUUCUGUUCCAGUUUUAUCCCGCCUUUUCUUCGUGCCUGUUUUUCCAUAUUUGCGCCGGGGCGGCCCCAUCACGUGAGGCCGGGCCGGGCUGGACGCGGCUGCCGGGGCGCUCCGGUACCGGGGGAGGGGGCCGGACACGCACCCCCGGCCCCGACCUUUGCCCCACAUCCCUUCCCCAAACGGGGGCUGGAUUUGGGGGGGGGGGGGGCGGCGUUGGUUUGCGGGAGGCGGCGCUCACUCGCUCGCUCCCCCCGGCUCGGGGUGUUUUUCCCUGCGGUCCCCCCGGGAGGUGGAGCCGGGGCCGCCCCUGGGGCAGGUGCCGGAUGGCGAUGGGAGCCCUCGGCCUCGGAUCCCCCUCCCCGCAGGAACCCGCGCCCCCUCCCCCCAAGAGGAGCUCCCCGGCCAAGGGGGUGCCCCCGGCCACCGACCUGGUGCUGGGGGCCACCGCCGGGUGCCUGGCCUGCUUCCUCACCAACCCGCUGGAGGUGGUCAAGACGCGGCUGCAGCUGCAGGGCGAGCUGCAGGCCCCGGGCACGUACCCGCGGCCCUACCGGGGGGUGCUGCGGGCGGUGGGCGCCGUGUGCCGGGCGGACGGGCUGGGGGGGCUGCAGAAGGGGCUGGCGGCCGGGCUGCUCUACCAGGCGCUCAUGAACGGCUUCCGCUUCUACUGCUAUUCCCACGCCGAGGACGCCGGCUGGACGCGGUAUCCCGGCGGCACCGUGGCCGCCGGGGCCGUGGCGGGGGCGGUGGGAGCCUUCGUGGGCAGCCCCGCGUACCUGGUCAAGACCCACCUCCAAGCCCAGACAGUGGCGGCCAUGGCCGUGGGCUACCAGCACCACCAUGAGAACAUCGCCACCGCUUUCAGGAGCAUCUACCAGCAGCACGGGGUGGUGGGGCUGUGGCGGGGGGUGACGGGCGCCAUCCCCCGCGUGACCGUGGGCUCGGCCGUGCAACUCGCCACCUUCGCCUCCGCCAAGGACUGGGUCUGCGAGCGCCAGUGGUUCAGGAAGGGCAGCUGGUCGGCGGUGCUGGCGGGGGGGAUGGUGAGCAGCGUGGCUGUGGCCGUGGCGAUGACGCCCUUCGACACGAUCAGCACCCGCCUCUACAACCAGCCAGUGGACGCCGACGGCACGGGCAAGCUCUACCGGGGCUUUUUGGAUUGUAUCCUGCAAAUCUCCCACAAAGAGGGGCUGCUGGGCUUGUACAAGGGCAUCGGUGCCGUCUACUUCCGCCUCGGCCCCCACACCGUCCUCAGCCUCUUCUUUUGGGACAAGCUCAGGGACCUGGUGCGGCACUAGCAGCCCCUGGGGCCGUAGGAUGGGCUCCCACCACCACCAAAGACGUUAAUAAAGGGGUUUUUCUAUU